Molecule: messenger RNA, 1223 nt
Organism: Asparagus officinalis (garden asparagus)
Lineage: Eukaryota; Viridiplantae; Streptophyta; Magnoliopsida; Asparagales; Asparagaceae
Exons: 7
Coding region: 222-1034 (270 amino acids)
Source: RefSeq, a predicted model, not a curated record
AACCAGUGGCGAAUUAUUUUGAAAUUAUGUCACAUGGCAAUCAAAACUUUUAAAAAAAAAUCUCAGUGAGGUUCAACAGAGAAAGAGAUAUUCUUGGCAUCAAGGGCAACAACCAAAAGCAAUAUGUGGCUGUGAUAAUUUCCACAGUUCCUACACUCAACAGAACUCCUCCCUCAAGUGUGAAAUUAACUUCAAUACCCACAAUCCUCAAACAACCUCCAAUGGCCAAAUUCUCUGCUAAUGGGGGUCUCAGGCUCUCCCUCGGCUCUGAUUUCAGAGACCCAUUUAGAUUCAACAAGAGAUUGCUGCUUGAGAGCCCAGUUGGGCUCAGUAAGGGAAGCAGAGGGGUGAGGCUUUCUGGGUUCUGCAGGGUUUGGUCUCACGGGGAGAAGUCCGGUGGAUUCAAGUCUGAGGAGAGAUUGAAGAGAGAGGGUGGUGAUAGUGAAGAGGAGGAGGUGGAGCUUCAGGAGUUGGAGGGGGAUGAGUUGUCUUGCUUUAGAGGAUUGGUGCUUGAUAUCUCUUACAGACCUGUCAAUGUUGUCUGCUGGAAGCGUGCAAUUUGUUUGGAAUUCAUGGAGAAGGCAGACGUCUUAGAAUAUUAUGAUCAAACUGUGCCUUCUCCUCGAGGGUCUUUCUAUAUUCCAGCUGUUUUAAGGGUUCCUCAUUUGCUGCAGGUUGUCAAGAGAAGAAGGAUUAAGCACAGCCUUACCCGUAAAAAUAUUUUUUACAGGGAUUCUUACACUUGUCAGUAUUGUUCUUCUAAGGAGAGCUUGACUGUUGACCACGUCGUGCCAAUGUGUCGAGGGGGUGAAUGGACCUGGGAAAAUCUGGUCACAGCAUGCUCGAGGUGCAACUCAAGAAAAGGCCAGAAAACCUUAGACGAAACAAACAUGAAACUGCUCAAGACCCCAAAGAUUCCUAAAGAUUUCGAUAUUCUUGCUAUACCGCUAACAACUGGAGCUGCAACGAUGUUGAGGAAAAGGAAAGGUAUACCUGAAGAGUGGCUUCAGUAUUUGGGAAAGGCUGCCCCAUAAUAACUGUAUAUAUCCAGCUCCUUGUAUAUCGUACGAGGAUUUCCAUAGUAACUGUAUAUAUCACAUAAUGCAUUGUAAAUAUCUGUAGCGAAUGGUGAUACUCUAAUCCUGAAAUGGAAAUGUACUAAAUAAAUGCCUACUAAGAAGGAAAAUUUAGCCCUAGCUUCUUUUCUGCGCUUGGGCUGUAUA